Molecule: messenger RNA, 4420 nt
Organism: Lates calcarifer (barramundi perch)
Lineage: Eukaryota; Metazoa; Chordata; Actinopteri; Centropomidae
Gene: tbx3a
Product: T-box transcription factor 3a
Exons: 7
Coding region: 737-2914 (725 amino acids)
Biological process (GO): positive regulation of DNA-templated transcription; central nervous system development; positive regulation of cell population proliferation
Cellular component (GO): nucleus
Molecular function (GO): RNA polymerase II cis-regulatory region sequence-specific DNA binding; DNA-binding transcription factor activity, RNA polymerase II-specific
Source: RefSeq, a predicted model, not a curated record
GGCGCUAGGAAAAUCACGGAGCUGGGACCUUACCACCUCUCUCUCUCCUCGCUCGCUCUCGCUCUCGCUCUCUCCCUGGCCGUCAGCGGACUCCUUUCUCUGCACACGUCUUUCUCUGAAAUGUGUGUGUGCGCGAAAGAGAGAGGAGGAAUAAAGUGUGUGUGUGCGCGCGAGGGUGCAUGUCCGGAGCAAGUAAAGGCAGGGGGAUUAUUCGGCGCUAUCGAAAUAUUUCAACACGUCGCCCUCGCUGCAGGACUGAAGCCAAUAAGAGGGAACGCAUUUUAACAGGAAUGCCGAUAUUGUAAACAGCAGCAAGAGGAGAAAGAAUGCGCCGCAGUCAAUUAAGUGACUCACCCGAGUUGGUUUAAUUCGACUAAUGUCCGCGAGCCAGCGAGACACGGAAAGGUGUCCGAUGCGCGUCAAACUCUGAAGAAAAUCGGUCUCGCAGCACUCCUGAAGAUUAAUGGAGAACAUUUUCACUUUUCUCUGUGCAGAGUUUUGAUCAAAAAAUUUCAACAGAGGACUGUAGAGAUUUCGCAGCAACUCGUGAAAAAAGUGGAUGCUUAUUUCUACAGUUGAAAGUGGGAUUUCCAAAGCUUUCCAACUUCAGAUUUGUUAUUUUUUCUUCUUUUUUAAAAUUUGUUUUCAUUUGCUCCUCUCGCACGCAGGCUUCACUGUUGUUAGAAAUACUGUUUCACAUCCCAACCAGUCGUCUACAUUUGUUGCCAGCCCUUGAAUGAACUUCCUGAUGAGAGAUCCAGUCAUACAGGGAUCAAGUAUGGCAUAUCAUCCGUUUAUACCUCACCGGGGUCCGGAAUUUGCCAUGAGUGCAAUGCUGGGUCACCAGCCUCCUUUCUUUCCGGCAUUGGCUCUCCCUCCCAGCGGCUCCCUCUCUCUGCCGGGCGCCCUGGGAAAGCCGAUCAUGGACCAGCUGAUGGGAGCCGCGGAGACCGGCCUCCACUUCUCCUCGCUGGGGCAUCAAGCCGCGGCCGCCCACCUCAGGCCUCUCAAGACUCUGGAGCCUGAGGAGGAGGUGGAGGACGACCCUAAAGUUCACCUGGAAGCCAAGGAGCUUUGGGAACUCUUCCACAAGAGAGGCACUGAGAUGGUGAUCACAAAAUCCGGAAGGCGGAUGUUCCCCCCGUUCAAAGUGAGGUGCACCGGUCUGGACAAGAAGGCCAAAUAUAUUCUCUUGAUGGACAUAGUUGCAGCCGACGACUGCAGGUACAAAUUUCAUAACUCCCGCUGGAUGGUGGCGGGAAAGGCCGACCCCGAAAUGCCAAAGAGGAUGUACAUUCACCCGGACAGUCCGGCUACUGGUGAACAGUGGAUGUCAAAAGUCGUCAAUUUUCACAAACUCAAGCUGACAAACAACAUCUCCGACAAGCAUGGAUUUGUAAGUUCAACUAAUACCAUUCUUAACUCGAUGCACAAAUAUCAGCCUCGGUUUCACAUCGUGAGGGCCAACGAUAUCCUCAAACUCCCGUACAGUACCUUCAGGACUUACGUUUUCCCCGAAACAGAUUUCAUUGCCGUGACCGCUUAUCAAAAUGACAAGAUAACGCAGCUGAAAAUCGACCAUAAUCCAUUUGCCAAAGGAUUCCGUGACACGGGCAAUGGAAGACGAGAAAAGAGGAAACAGCUGGCUCUGCAAUCCAUGCGUUCAUACGAGGAGCAGCAGAAAAAGGAGAACGGGGCUUCAGACGACUCCUCUGGAGAGCAGGCUUCCUUUAAGUGCUUCGGCCAGGCCUCGUCCCCUGCCGUGUCUACCGUGGGCCCCCCGCACCUGAAAGAUUUCUGCGACAGCGAUGAGGACAGCGACGAUGAGAGCAAAGAUGGACACAUCAAAGACGGCCCAGACUCCAGCAAGAUCUCCACGACCACGGAGGACGGGAAGGAUCACGAGGCGAGCCCAGCUAAGGGGAACCCCUUCAGUAACAGUGACUCUACCAGCAGGAUCCGCGACAGCGGCCCUAGGACUGAGAGAAGCCAGGCAGACUCGCGGCAGAGCCCCAUCACCGUCAUCUCCAGUACCACCCGCUCUGGAGAAGACCUCAAGAGCCCGACCCUGGACCAGCCCAAAACGGACGAGUGCAGGUCAAUAGGCAAGGACAGCUUCAUGCCUUUGACUGUUCAGACUGACAGCGCGCACAUGGGCCACAGCCACUUGCAUAAUUUUGGAUUUCCAACAGGUCUGACAGGACAACAGUUUUUCAAUCACUUGGGGAGCGCGCACCCGUUUCUCUUGCACCCUGGUCAGUUCAACAUGGGAGGCGCGUUCUCAAACAUGGCCGCGGGCAUGGGGCCACUAUUGGCAGCCGUGUCCACGGGAGGGGUGAGCACCAUGGACACGACUAGCAUGGCAUCAUCGCCGCAAAGCUUGACGGGAGCGCCAGGCCUGCCCUUUCAUCUGCAGCAACAUGUCUUGGCAUCACAGGGCCUUGCCAUGUCUCCCUUUGGCAGUCUGUUCCCCUAUCCCUACACGUACAUGGCAGCAGCCGCGGCAGCCUCGUCCGCCGCCUCCUCAUCGGUGCACCGACACCCCUUCCUGAACGCGGUGCGCCCCCGACUCAGGUACAGCCCCUACUCCCUCCCCAUGACGGUACCGGACAGCACCCUGCUCACCACCGCCAUGCCCUCCAUGACCGGCGGCGGCGGAGGAGGAGGAGUAGGCGGCGGCAGCACCGAGCUGAAAGGAGGGGACGGCAUCGUCCCGGCCAGCCCGGUGUCUGGCGUCACCCUGGAUUCCACAUCGGAGGUGACCAGUCACUCGUCCACCAUAUCCUCCGGCUCGGUUUCCAUGUCCCCAAAGACUUGCACGGAGAAAGACGCCGCUAAUGAGCUGCAGAGCAUCCAGCGCCUGGUCAGUGGACUCGACUCAAAUCAGGACAGGCCACGGAGCGGGUCCCCCUGAGGACUUUUUCCUCCUCCUCCUCCUUCUUCUCCUUCUUCUUUUUUAAACACACCACCUGCUUCUCGUUUCGUUGUUGUCAUGAAAAGUGAAAAGUGUUGACGGUGAGGACGACAUUAUGAGUAGGGAGAUAAACUCUCAUAGAAUCACGCAGGUUUUAAAAAGGAAAAACAAAAAAAAAAAAAAAAAACAUGAACUGUUGGACGUUUUAGUUUCUGAAAUGCACUUUGGUUAAUACACAUCUGAUAUGUAUAUGUUUCUCCUUUUUCCUCUUGUCUCUCUUUUUUUUUUUUUUUUUUUUUUUUUUUUGUUAAAUUAAACCACACUUUUAUCCUGUCAUUUGAAUACCGUACAAGUAUUGAAACUGAAAAAAAGCUGGCAUGGGUGUGACUUACAGAUUUAGGAGAAGUUGCUGCUGUGUCCUGUCUCCUAACGUUAUUGUACACGAGGAGAAAUGUGUGUUUUUUUUUUAAUAUGCACUCUGAAUUGAUUUGACUUAUUUGAAUUCACUACCGUUAAAUCUACCUUUAAAAAAAAGACUGCUGUAUUUUGUUGUACAUUAUUAAUUCACAGAUUGGCCAAACGUUGCAUGCCCCCCCCAACAAAUGUUAUUUGAAAUACUAAAAAUUGAAAGGAAAAAUAUGGAUAACAUUCUGUCUUUGAAUAGAAUUAACACACGCCCUUUAAUUAGGUUACCAUUAUUUUUUAAAAGCAAAUUAGUUUUUCCUCAUGCCAUUUAAAAAUCAGAACUGGCCUAUGACUGGUGCUCCGGGACAAAACCAUGGCCCCUCCAAGCAUGCGGAAUUUAGUCCAACUGUCCAACAGGCAAAGGGAAGCAGAAAUUUAAAGUAAAUACUAAAAAAAAAAGAAAGGUAGUAUUGAUUAUAGGUGUACAUAGGGAUAUAUAAAAUAUUUAUGUAAUUAUUUCAUAUUGUUAUUGCGUGUAAAUACAACGGAGUAGUUUGUUUCUAGGGAUCUGUUCUUAAUUUAUUGUCGAUAUACCUGUGUAAAGAUAGUUUGUGGGCUAUUAUCCUUUUGUUGCCAUCUGCAUUUAUACCCCCCCUCCCCUCUUAAAAUAUGGACUUAUUGCCUCCCUCCCUCCCCCCCAUACACCCCCAAAUAUCCACUGAUAGUUACUCACACUCAUGUGCCAUUGUAUUUUCACUUGUUGUCCCCGUGUGUGAAGUGCUACUGUUUAAAAACGAAUGAAAAAGCGACAACGCACUGCACCAAUGGCUUGAAAAAAAUAUUCUUUUUUUUUCCUUUUUCUUUUUUUUUUUUUAAGAAGAGCAUAAAAGGUGUCGUUGAAGUGUGACAAAAGUGGACUAUUUUUUCUGUUAUUAAAAAUACUUUGCGAACCUGAUCGUAAAAGUGCCGCAUAAUCGAAAAAUAUGAAGGUUUCUUUUGUGUUUCUUAAGUUGUCAGUGGGUUAUGUUGUAUUGGAGUUAUGUCUAGUUUACAACAUCAACAUCGUGUUCUUGAAAGUUUCAAUAAAAUAUUGAAAUGCCA